GGCUAUCGUCAAACACCCUCUUAAAUCUUAAACCCUCGUUUUCACCCAUUAAAUAACCGCCACCGCAGCAAGUUUUCAGCCUUUCUCCCAAUCGAACCAGCAAGGGGAAAUCUCCCGCAAUACUUGUAGUACCGUUUCCUCUUACUUCAUACAGAAGUACUCGUUCAAUAUUCAUCAACAAUCUCUCUCCAGUGGCAAUCCAUAAGAAGGUUUUGAUCCGUUGCGUAAUUUUUACGCUGGAUAGUGCGGCAAAUCAGUACACAGUAGAAGUCGUGCAUACGCUUCGCGCCCAAUCCUAAGCUAUCGCCGACAAUUAUCAGCCUGAAGGUAAAAUAACACUUCCAAUGGCUGGCCAUGGAAGCAAAAGAAGUGAAAUUUCAGCCAUUCCGCCUCGAAAAAUCAAUGUGGAGAAAUUUGUACAGUCACGCGCUUCUGAGCUUGAGGCUCUUCACUCAAUCGUAUCUGACCGAUUGAGCAACGAUUUCCGGUCUCGAAGAAACAAGAGAAGAAGAACCACUGCGUAUGACAAUCAAGUUGCGAAGAAGAGAUAUAAGAAAAGGAGGAAAUUAGGAGUAGUAGUUGAUAAAAGCAAUGCCGUGGCGUCGGAGCAAAACCAUGAAAGGGUUCCUCCUCGUCGAGUUCGGCGGAGACUUGACCUUAGAAAGAAUUCUGAACGUGGUUUCUCUACUUCAGGCGAAGGGAUGAAGAGGCUGAGAACGCAUGUUUGGCAUGCAAAGAGGUUCACAAUGACAAAGCUGUGGGGUUUCCACCUUCCCCUGGGUUUGCAUGGCAGAGGAAGGGGGUCUAGAGCUUUAUUGAAGUGGUACAAGCAUGGAGCUCUUGUGCACGAUGCGAGCUAUUAUACUGCUGUCCAGUUGGAGGGUCCAGAGGAUUCGUUAACGUCAAUACUAAGGAUGGUGCUCGAGCCUCCUUCAUCAGCUCAAUCUGAGGAAAUUACCAAUGCUAUUCUUUCUGGUUUUAUCUAUGGAACUGCCAUGCUUCAUCAUGUUGGAGCGCCUGUUUCUCAGUUGAUAGCUCCUGUGACUUAUAUGUGGAGACCUUAUCAUCUUUGGAAUGGAGAAAACGGUGGUAGUGACCGUAAUUCUUAUGGAUGUAAUGAGUUACAAAGUUCUGAAUUGUGUUCAUCCCAUCGCCAGCUUUGGGUGUGGAUACAUGCUUCAGCUUUUAGCGAGGGAUAUGAUGCUCUAAAAUUUGCUUGUCAGAAACAUAUGAAUGAGAGUGGCAUCUUGAUCAAUUGCUUCUCGCUUGAAGGGCAGCUUGCAAAAUUAGAGGUAAUCGGAUCAAAGGCAUUUCAACUUCUUCAAAAGAUAUUACAUCCUGUUUAUUGUGAUUCAAAGAAUUCUUGGCAACCGAAGGAAUGUGUUGUUGAGGAGGCGGAUCAUAGUUCUGAGCUUAAGAAUUCUUCUAUACUUGAAAAUGAGGAGAAUAUUUCUUCAUGUUCAAUUUUUUAUUUAACGGUCAGGGAUCCUCGAGCAAUGCCUGAGACAAAGAUGGCUGACGUUCCUGUGGCAGCUGCUAGUACAAUAAAUUAUUUGCCUGAAAAUGAACCUGGAAAGGAUGUUACUAUACAGGGAAAUCCAGAAAAGAAUAAAGAGUUAAUUCUGCUGCCAUGUUCAAAACCUGAAAGGGAUAGCAGUUUAUCUGAUAAAAGGGAUCUGUGGGAUGCUAGCUGCAGAGUAAGUCUCCCAGUGGAAGAGAACGUUCUUUGCUUGGAAAAACAUCAUUUACGUAUGGAUUUUGUUUGCCUUGAUAAUGCAAAAUCAGGGAUGCUGAGUACUUCAACCAAGGUUCAGGGUUCAAGAUCUAGCCCUAUUGUUCUUCUUAAACUCAAUAAUGGAAUGGACUCAUUCAUGGGAUGGUCAAUAAUAAUCCCCUUGUGCUGGGUCAAGGUCUUCUGGAUGGCUUUCAUCUCCAAGGGAGCUCAUGCAAUAGGUCUUAGAGAGAAGCGAUGGAUUGCAUGUGAAGUAUGCAUACUUAACAAGCAGGCAGUUUUUAUAAUUUUUGGUAACAAAACAACGCAUGCUGUUUAUUUAUUUAUUUAUUUGCAGGUAGGUUUGCCAUUUUUUCCUUCAGAUUUUCCUGAUUGUAAUGCAUACUUGUCUUCUAUGGCAAGUGAAAGUGCUGCCCUAAACCAAAAAGCAGAACAAGUAUGUCCUGCUGUAAGACCCUUGAAAGUGCCUGUUCCACCCCCAUGGAAUAGUGUCCGUGUUGCUGUUACAAAGGGGUGCAUUGCAGUGCAAGUGGCUUCAAGUUCUUGUGCAAAAGACAUAAUUGGUUGCAAUUCAUCGUCAAACUCUAGAUGUGAUAAUAGUGACAUAACAUCACUCAGAGUUGAUGGUAACUCAUUUGAUGGAAUUAUAGCAAGGACAUCCAGUUCAUUGGAUGAUUUCUUGAAUGAAAUCCAUGAUGAUUGUUCACUUUUAUUCCCUCAAGCUCCAAAUAGGAAGAUGAGGUUUCUAGAGUUUAUCAAUGAUGAAAGUAAACUUGUCCAACUUCAAAAUGGUAUUACCCAAAUGAAUUGUGACCGAAAAUUAUGUUUCGUUAGAGUUCUUCUCCAUGCAUAUAAAAAAGGCGUUUUCGAAGAGGGAGCAAUUGUAUGUGCACCUUGUCUUAGCGAUGUGUCGCUAUUGACUUCCAGGUCAGAAAAUAAUGAGACUGGACUUCAAAUUCCUGUGUCUUUGGUGAGGUCAUACUUCAAAGAGCAAUCUUCCGGCAAGUGGGAACUCCAGAUACCAGAAGAUUCUGCUGCUAGGGAAUCCCAUCGCUGGCCUAUUGGUUUUGUUACAACAGGAUUUGUUCGAGGGAGCAAGAAGCCAGUAGCGGAGGCCUUUUGUGAAGCAGUUUUACUAGCUCGCCUUAGGGAAGAACAGUGGAAUGAGAUACCUGUGAAGCAGAGGAGAAAAGAAAUAUAUGUUCUUGUAAGGAACUUGAGAUCUUCAGCAUAUAGACUUGCUAUGGCGACAAUUGUCCUGGAACAACAAGAAGAUGAUAUGGAGUUCGUGUGAGAUGCUGCACAUAUGACAACAAAUACACAGAUAAGUUAGGUAGAUUAUGUAGUGUAUUGCAAAAAUAGAUCAGAGCUGUUACAGGUAGAGGUAGUGAUAUGGUUUUGCUGAAACAGCAUAGAACUCUCUCUCUCUCUCUCUCUCUCUCUCUCUCUAAAAAAAUUGCUUGUAAAGAGACGAUAGAAUAGGAAUCAGUACAUGGUAUAUUUAAAGGCUUUCCUUUUUUUUUUUUUAUUUGAAAUUAUUGCAAAGCUCAAAAAAGGGGAAUGGACAAGUGAAGUGCAGAGCGAUUUGAUUCGGA
Messenger RNA from Hevea brasiliensis (rubber tree), 3327 nucleotides. Its product is annotated as ribonucleases P/MRP protein subunit POP1. Bases 345 to 3026 code for a protein of 893 amino acids. The transcript is spliced from 10 exons. Gene Ontology annotation, biological process: tRNA 5'-leader removal. Gene Ontology annotation, cellular component: ribonuclease MRP complex; nucleolar ribonuclease P complex. Lineage: Eukaryota; Viridiplantae; Streptophyta; Magnoliopsida; Malpighiales; Euphorbiaceae. The record is from RefSeq and is a predicted model, not a curated record.